Beauveria bassiana ARSEF 2860 is the source of this 693-nucleotide messenger RNA. RefSeq names its product riboflavin synthase. Gene Ontology annotation, biological process: riboflavin biosynthetic process. The coding region runs from base 1 to 693 and encodes 230 amino acids. Gene Ontology annotation, molecular function: riboflavin synthase activity. The transcript has 2 exons. The record is from RefSeq and is a predicted model, not a curated record. Lineage: Eukaryota; Fungi; Ascomycota; Sordariomycetes; Hypocreales; Cordycipitaceae.
AUGUUCACUGGUAUUGUCGAAGAUAUUGGCGUCAUUUCACGCCUGGCUAAGGAUGCGGCCACUGGAAGCGCUGAGAUGACCAUCACCAUUGCGCCUGGCUCAUCUCUGCUCAAGGACUGUCGCGAUGGUGAUUCAAUUGCCGUGAACGGUGUCUGUUUGACCGUGACGUCGUUCAAGGACGACCACUUCGAUGUUGGUGUCGCUCCCGAGACCCUGCGAAUCACGAACCUUGGUGGUCUGUCAGAGAAUAGCCGCGUGAAUCUAGAGCCUGCCGUCCGCGCCGAUACCCGCAUGGGCGGCCACUUCGUGCAGGGUCAUGUCGACACCGUCGCCGAAAUUCUGCUGGCCGAGCAAGACGGCAACGCCAUUACCUUUCGCUUCCAGCCCAAGAACCGCGACAUGCUGCGCUACAUUGUCUACAAGGGCUUCAUUGCCAUUGAUGGCACCAGCUUGACCGUCACUCAGGUCAACGAUAAGGAGGGCUGGUUCCAGAUUAUGCUCAUCUCCUACUCGCAAGAAAAAGUUGUGCUGAGCAAGAAGGUCGCUGGCGACAGUGUCAAUAUUGAAGUCGACAUGAUGGCCAAGUACGCUGAAAAGUCACUGGCUGGCAUACUCGGCUCCGGUGAUGGCGAAUCUAUUCCGUUAUUGGAGAAAAUCGUUGAGAAAAUCGUUGCCAGCAAGUUGAAGCAAUAG